AGCAACGCACAGAAGGACCUGCUCAGAGUUGGCAAGGAUGGCGACAGAUGGCAAGGAGGUUCUUCUUAUGGAGGCGCCGCCUGAUUAUACUGCAUCCCCCCGGCUCCCUGGACUCCCUUGCAAGAAGCUCUUGAUUGUUGUGGUUGUGGUGGUAGUGAUCGUUUUAGUUGUUCUGGGCUUUCUUCUGAUGGGCCUGCACAUUACAGAGAAGCACACUGAAACGGUCCUGCAAAUGACCAUUCAAGGUCUGGAUGGAGAAGGCUCUCUGCAACAUCUUUCCAUGACUCAAAAAGAGAGGCUGGCAACAUUCCAUGCCCGGGUGGAUGGCAAUACUUCCGCCACAGUGGUGUAUGACUACAGUAAUCUGCUGAUUGGGUACAGGUCCUGGCCAGGACAGUCCUGCUACAUCACCAAGAUGAACAAGGAGAACAUCCAAAGCCUGGAUGCUAUCGUCAAGGCUUUCCAACAAGUUCAGACCAAGUCUCUUAGCCCACCCCACCAGCAGACUAAGGAGAAGGAAGAGGGAUUCCCUGUCUUACUGACCAAUCGCUCUCUCCUGAGCACCACAAUGAACAUCCUCUGCAGUAGUGUUCCCAUCUACUGGGCUUAGAGAAGAGGUGGGUGACAAGCCAGUCAGACAGAGGAUGUCUUAUUUGUGCUGUGAAGAAUGCGCCUGAGUUUCAGACAAGGAAAUAGAAGACACGAAAUGAAGAAGCUUUGCAUGAAAGCUGACCGUUCCUUUCCUCAUGAUUACUGUAGUGAGCAAUCCUAGGCAGACAUACUCAGCUGUGUGCACUGACCAAUUGCGUUUAUUCCCAGGGAAGUGUUCAUAGGAUGCAGCCAUAAUCAUCCUUCUUCCUAUUUGGUACUCUUUACCUCUUAUAUUUCUUUCUUUCUCGAUUACCAUCAAGAAAAGGAUCAUGUUACUUUUAAAAAAACAUGAAAUCUGAGAUCCUCGGUGUUCAAUUCUGUGCUUACAUGGGCAGCCUACAACAUAUAUACUGGCCUGCUGCAAAGGGAUUAUUAGUACUGCUGACUCUCAAGAUUUAAUCACUGACUCUUGAGAACAAACGAGCUCUGUGACUAUUGUGUUACUAAUUAAUUUGAUAUCUCUGGGAGUUUUCCACAUGCUGAGUAGACCCAAGGGAGAAACCCUUUCAUGUGGUACAGAGAAGCCAGAAAUAACUACUGCAUGUCGUUUGAAGGACCAGACCUAGAACAUUAUUCCAAUCAGCUUCAGGUGUUCGGGGUGGUUGCUUCCUACCCAAUCUUGUGCUAGCAGCAUUUGGGGGCUAUUUGGGACUUGAACUGUACAAUAAAACAAACCAGUUUUCUUGCA
Molecule: messenger RNA, 1339 nt
Organism: Sphaerodactylus townsendi
Lineage: Eukaryota; Metazoa; Chordata; Lepidosauria; Squamata; Sphaerodactylidae
Gene: SFTPC
Product: surfactant protein C
Exons: 6
Coding region: 38-610 (190 amino acids)
Biological process (GO): respiratory gaseous exchange by respiratory system
Cellular component (GO): alveolar lamellar body; extracellular region
Source: RefSeq, a predicted model, not a curated record